AUGGCGGCGAGCAACGGCCUCGAGGGUGUGCUCCUGGGGAUGGGCAACCCCCUUCUCGACAUCUCCGCCGUCGUCGACGAGGCCUUCCUCGCUAAGUAUGAUGUCAAGCUGAACAAUGCCAUUCUCGCCGAGGACAAGCACUUGCCCAUGUAUGAUGAGUUGUCCAGCAAGGGCAAUGUUGAAUAUAUUGCUGGAGGAGCCACGCAGAACUCUAUCAGGGUUGCCCAAUGGAUGCUUCAAACUCCUGGUGCAACAAGUUACAUGGGUUGCAUUGGAAAGGACAAGUAUGGUGAGGAGAUGAAGAGUGCCGCUAGAGCUGCAGGAGUCACUGCUCACUACUAUGAGGAUGAGGCUGCUCCUACAGGCACAUGUGCUGUCUGUGUUGUUGGUGGUGAAAGGUCAUUGAUUGCAAACUUAUCUGCAGCGAACUGCUACAAAUCUGAGCAUCUAAAGAAGCCAGAGAACUGGGCACUAGUUGAGAAAGCAAAAUACAUCUACAUUGCUGGCUUUUUCCUUACGGUGUCCCCUGAAUCUAUUCAGCUUGUUGCUGAGCAUGCUGCUGCAAGUAACAAGGUUUUCUUGAUGAACCUCUCCGCUCCCUUUAUCUGUGAGUUUUUCCGUGAUGCCCAAGAGAAGGUUCUUCCGUAUGCGGACUACAUCUUUGGAAAUGAAACUGAGGCAAGGAUCUUCUCUAAAGUCCGUGGGUGGGAGACUGAGAAUGUCGAGGAGAUCGCUUUGAAGAUCUCACAACUGCCUCUGGCUUCUGGGAAACAAAAGAGGAUUGCUGUGAUUACUCAGGGUGCUGAUCCAGUAGUUGUGGCUGAGGAUGGGAAGGUGAAAACAUUCCCUGUGAUCCUAUUGCCCAAGGAGAAGCUUGUUGACACCAAUGGCGCUGGUGAUGCGUUUGUUGGAGGCUUCCUCUCUCAGUUGGUUCAAGGGAAGAGCAUCGAGGACUGCGUAAAGGCCGGUUGCUACGCAGCAAACGUUAUCAUCCAGCAGUCUGGCUGCACUUACCCUGAGAAGCCCGACUUCAACUAG
Messenger RNA from Triticum turgidum subsp. durum (durum wheat), 1038 nucleotides. The record is from the annotation of a GenBank genome assembly. Lineage: Eukaryota; Viridiplantae; Streptophyta; Magnoliopsida; Poales; Poaceae.